Molecule: messenger RNA, 2814 nt
Organism: Heterocephalus glaber (naked mole-rat)
Lineage: Eukaryota; Metazoa; Chordata; Mammalia; Rodentia; Bathyergidae
Gene: Mrps31
Product: mitochondrial ribosomal protein S31
Cellular component (GO): mitochondrial small ribosomal subunit
Molecular function (GO): structural constituent of ribosome
Source: RefSeq, a predicted model, not a curated record
CCCGGAAACGGAAAAUAAAAAAGGGGACGUGUUUGUCAGAGGGACGCGUGGAAGGGGUCGCGCUUAGUUUUUCAGCGAUGUUCCCGAGAGUCUCGGCGCUUCUACCUCUUCGGCCCCUGUCCCGAGUCCCUUUGCCCCGUGGAAGCCCAGAGGCGUCCGAGGCUGCAAUUUUGCCACUUGCUGCUCCUCGCGGAACGGUCAGAACAAAAAAUAUCCAAAGAUAUUUUGGUACCAGCAACAUGAUCAAUAGGAAGAACGAUGAGAAGUCUGGUCCAGCUGACAAGAUUUCUAAAACACCUUCAAAGAACCAAGACAUCGUAAAAGAGGAUGGGAAAAAAGACAUAUUAGGCAUUAUUAAAGGCAUGAAAGUUGAAUUAAGCACAGUGUGUGCACAAACAACAAAGCCACCCAGCAGAAAACCACUUAGAAAUGUUGGGGCAGUUGGCAAGCCCCUAAGAGCUCCAGAAGAUGCUUCAGAGAAGCGAAAUGAGCCCUUAAGCCCUGCAUUGGUGGCAGCUGCAUCUGCUGUUGCAGCUUCUCUCCCUUUUGACAAGCAGAUGACCAAGUCGGAGCUGCUUACACGGCUGCAGCAGCAUGAGCAAUACUCAGUGUCACAGAAACAGGGAGAGAAAGCUAAAAUCAGUUUCAGCAACAUUAUAUCAGAUAUGAAAGUUGCCAGAUCUGCUAAAGCUAGAACAUCAAGACCAGAGCAUCAGAUUCAGUUUGAUGAAGGAUUUGACAGUUCUCUUGGACGGGAGAUAAUAGCUGAUCUUAAAAAAAGUCUUAAGAAAGAUUUAUUCAAAGGGAAGAGACUUAAUAUUUUUGAUAUGGAGCAAUUUACUGAAGAAGCACCUCAAACAGAGACUUCACCUUCUCUCUGGGAUGUGGAAUUUGCAAAGCAGUUAGCCACAGUAAAUGAACAGCCCUUUCAGAAUGGGUUUGAAGAAAUGAUCCAGUGGACAAAAGAAGGGAAACUGUGGGAGUACCCAAUUAACAAUGAAGCAGGUUUUGAUGAUGAUGGUUCAGAAUUUCAUGAACAUAUAUUUCUGGAUAAAUACCUGGAGGAUUUUCCAAAACAAGGACCAAUUCGCCACUUCAUGGAGUUGGUGACUUGUGGCCUUUCCAAAAACCCAUAUCUGAGUGUUAAACAGAAGGUUGAACACAUAGAGUGGUUCAGAAAUUAUUUUAAAGAUAAAAGGGACAUUUUAAAAGAAAAUAACAUACAGUUCAACUAAGACCUUAGAGAUUUUUAUUUCAAGCUUUUGGAGAUGGAGAUUAUAAUGAAAUAAAAUAAUUCUACUAGUUUUUAUGUUAAUUAUUACAUCUGAUUUGUCUGAUAUAUGUCAUAAAGAAUCCACUUGUCAAAAAUAGGCUUUUGAAAGGAAAGUUUAUUCCAGUGAACAGAGACUGAAAUCAGGAGAUUCUGGGCUAUCUGGGAAAAGCCGAGUUUCUCACAUCUGUGUGUGGAUGGGCUGACAUUGGGAGAGAGAGAUAGUGGCAGCUAGCUGGGAGAGAUUUCAUCCAUGAGUGGAUGGGCUAACACCAGGAGAGAGAGAGAGAUAUUAGCAACUAACUGGGAAAGGAAUUAGGCUUAUAUAGGUAUUGGAGGGGCUAAGGAAUCUGGGGUGAAAUAUUUAUGACUUGGAUGCUCAAGGAUGGUCUGCUCAGGUGUGUACAGUUACUGGACUUCUCUGCACCAAGGGCAUUGUAUACUACAUUUUGAGUCCAUUUGCACUAUUUACUGGGAAGCUGCUGUUGUUUGCUAAAAGCAGCCUGUUUGCUUUGUCCCAUUUGUUUGUGAAGAACUCACUUAAGUCAUGCCUGAUAAUAUAAAUGUUAGUUUUUAAAAUAUGAUGGUACCUAAAAAAUACCCUUCUAUGGAGAAAAGUCCAUUCAUAGGUUUUAAAAGAAUCUCUGAGAAUUAGUGGUAGGUUUAAGACAACUACACUUAACUUUUUUCUUUUCACUCAGUGCCUAUACUUCUUUGAAAUACAGUGUAAUUAUUAGCUGUAUAUCUGAUAACACCAAAGUACUUGUGCUAGUCCUUUUUUUUUUUUGCUACUACAGCAAAAUACCAGGCUUACUUUACAAAGAGAAUAGAUUUAUUUAGCUCACAGUUUUGGAGACUGAAAGUCCAAACAGCAAGAUUGGAGCUCUGGCAAGGAAAUCACAAAUGUCAGGAACAUGUGUGGGAGGAAGAGAUCACACCCUGAAAAGGCGUCUGGAGAAGUGGGCUCCCACAGUCCCUGCUGAGGGCCCUGAUGACCUCAGGAGCCCUACUAGGCCCAGCUUCUUGAAGCACAUACUUCCUGCAGGGAGGACCAAGCCUUCAGUAUAGGAACCUUUGGGCAAAAUGCUCAAACAUAUCCAAAUCUCUGCAGUGCUGUUUGUAAUAGCAUUGAUUUGACUUGUAGACAUGUCUAUAUGCAUAAAUACAUGGUUUUUGUGUAUUUGCAUAUAUAUUUAUAUUUUAUAUAUUUCACACUGACUUACCCUCAUCUAAAUCUGUAUCACUGUAAAGAAGUAACCUUGGCCAAGCAUGGUGGUGCACACCUAUAAUCCCUGAAUUUGGAAGGCUGAGGCAGGAGUACCACGAGUUCAGGGCCAGCCUGGGCUCCAUCGUGAAUUCAAGGCCAGCCUGAACUGCAUAGUGAAACCCUGGCUGAAAAAAAAGUAACCUUGUAGAAGUAAGUGGCUUAUUAUCUAGUCCCUUCUAAUACUUUUAAGUCUUUGUCAAAAUUAAAACUUUAUUUUCCUUUAUGGUGUUUAGCAGUGACUGUACAACUUGAAAAAAUAAAGAUUCUUAAAAAACCU